Messenger RNA from Poeciliopsis prolifica (blackstripe livebearer), 3497 nucleotides. RefSeq names its product kinesin-associated protein 3a (gene kifap3a). The record is from RefSeq and is a predicted model, not a curated record. Gene Ontology annotation, cellular component: ciliary transition zone; kinesin II complex; axoneme. Bases 182 to 2611 code for a protein of 809 amino acids. Gene Ontology annotation, molecular function: kinesin binding. Gene Ontology annotation, biological process: cilium organization; microtubule-based movement. The transcript is spliced from 21 exons. NCBI's taxonomy places the organism in Eukaryota, Metazoa, Chordata, Actinopteri, Cyprinodontiformes, Poeciliidae.
UCUGCCACCACCAUGCUGGAUGAGGUGUUUCUAACAGCCACACCAGCAGGGGGCAGCAGCGGCCAGUCGCUCUGUUUCCGGUGAGCCUCCUGGCAACAGGCUGAGCUGACAGACAACAUCCGGUCUGCGUGUCCUGCUGCUGCUCGUCCCUGCAGGUGAAACUGGACUCAGCCUGUCUGACAUGGAGCCGCGCUGUCUGAAGAGGAGGGUGACGGGAUGCUCUCUGGACGUCCACCCCACUGAGAAGGCUCUGGUGGUCCAGUACGAGGUGGAGGCCACCAUACUGGGAGAACUGGGAGAACCGGUGGUGGAAGAGCGAAAAGACUGUCAGAAAAUGAUCCGCCUGAAGAGCCUGAACGCCAACACGGACACGGCUUCUCUGGCCCACAAGGUGGUGGAGGAAUGUCAACUCAUCCAUCCGUCCAGACUGGCCGAGGUGGAGCAGCUGCUCUUCUACCUGCAGAACCGGAAACAGAGCAGCGACAACCAGCAGAAGAAGAACGUCUCGCCUCGGGACUUCGCGCUGUACGCCGGAGUGGAGCUGGAGGAGGCGAGCAUCGGCGGCAUCGACGAGUACGUGGAGCUGCUGUACGAAGAGAUCCAGGAGAAGAUCCAUGGCGCCGCGCUCAUCUUCCAGCUGGCCCAAAACCCGGAUAACCUGGAGGAGCUGAUGCAGCAUGAGGCGGUACUGGGAGCGCUGGCCAGAGUGCUGAGAGAGGACUGGAAGCAGAGCGUUGACCUGGCAACCACCAUCGUUUCCGUCUUCUUCUGCUUCUCCAGCUUCUCCCAGUUUCACAGGCUGGUGACCCACUUCAAGAUCGGCGCCGUCUGCAUGAACAUCACGGAGCACGAGCUGAAGCGCUGCGAGUUGUGGCAGGACGAGCUGCAGAAGAAGAAGAAGGCCGCUGACGAGUUCCCCGACAACCAGAGUCUUAGGAAGGAUCUCGACAAGUCGCUGAGGAAGUACCGGAGUCUGCUGGCCAAGCAGGAGAAGCUACUCAAAGUGUCUCUGUAUCUACUGCUGAAUCUGGCCGAGGACACGCGGACCGAGCUGAAGAUGAGGAACAAAAACAUCGUCCAGAUGCUGGUGAAGCUGCUGGAGCGCGACGACCAGGAGCUGCUGCUGGUGGCCGUGAACUUCCUCAAGAAGCUCUCCAUCUUCCUGGAGAACAAGAACGACAUGGCGGAGGCGGCCGCCGUGGAGAAGCUGGCCCGCCUGCUCCCCUGCGACCACCAGGAGCUCCAGAGCGCCACCUGUCGGCUGCUGCUCAACCUGUCCUUCGACACGGCGCUGCGCGGCCAGAUGGUCCGGGUCGGCCUCGUUCCCAGGCUCUCCUCUCUGCUGGCUGACGAGGUGCAGAGGCAGCGGGCCGUGUGCGUCCUGUACCACAUCAGCAUGGACGACGCAUUCAAGUCCGUGUUUGCUCACACCGACUGCAUACCGCAGCUGAUGAAGAUCAUGCUGGGCGGUGAGGAGCAGCUGGACGUGGAGCUCGUCUCGCUCUGCAUCAACCUGGCUGCCAACUGGAGCAACGCUCUGCUCUUCUGUGAAGGGAACGGCCUGAAGCUGCUGAUGAACCGGGCUCUGAAGCUGAAGGACGUUCUGGUGAUGAAGGUGAUCAGGAACCUGUCUCAACAUGGUGGACCCACCAAGAACCUGUUCCUGGACCACGUUGGCGACCUGGCGGCCCAGAUCCGCGAAGACGAGGCCGAAGAGUUUGUGAUCGAGUGUCUGGGAACGCUGGCCAACCUGACCAUCCCGGACUUGGACUGGGAGCUGGUUCUGAGGGAGUACGGCCUGGUUCCGUACCUAAAGCGGCGCCUGAAGCCAGGCUCUGCUGAGGACGACCUCAUCCUGGAGGUCGUCAUCCUGAUCGGCACCGUCUCCAUGGACGACUCUUGUGCCGCCAUGUUGGCCAAAUCCGGCAUCAUUCCUGCUCUCAUCGAUCUCCUCAACGCCCAACAGGAGGACGACGAGUUUGUCUGCCAGAUUCUCUACGUCUUCUACCAGAUGGCGUUCCACAAGACGACCAGAGACAUCAUCAUCAAAGACACGCAGGCUCCGGCGUACUUCGUUGACCUGAUGCACGACGGCAACGCGGCCAUCCGCAGAGUGUGUGACAGCACCCUGGACAUCAUAGCGGAAUACGACCUGGAGUGGGCCAGGAAGAUCCAGACGGCCAAAUUCUGCUUCUACAACAGCCAGUGGCUGGAGAUGGUGGAGAACCGGCCGCCGGACGAGCCCUUCCUGUUCGGAGACGAGCCCUUCCUGUUCGGAGACGAGCCCUUCCUGUUCGGAGACGAGCCCUUCAGCGGGAACCGGGCCGUGCUGGAGCGGCCGGACCUGUUCUACGCCGCAGACGGGAUUCUCUCCGGAGACGGAUCCGUCAGCCCUGGUUUCUACGCAGAGAUCCAGAGCGAUGAGCUGGGAGAGGCGGAAAACCUGAGCAGGUUCUGGUUCUUAUGCUGGUUCUGGUUCUCUUUGUCCUUCAGCAGUUUGGACCAGUUCAUCCCGUCAGUUUCCGGCCCGAUGAGCAGAUCUUCUACAGCUACAGCGCCAACGCUUCCCGGUAAACCCGGAUCCUUCCCCAAGGUCUGGGACUUGGACUAGGCCUUCUGGUUUUCCUUUGUGUCUGUAAGAAACCAGAACCUGGAUGGUUCUGGUUCCGUUUGAAACCUCCUGCGAGAGAGGAACUGCGUUGGGGUCAAAGUUAAUUCAUAUUUAGGGUUUCUAAGUGGUUGGGUCUCAUUUCCCUGAUCGAUUCUCUAAUCCCAAAAAUCUCAAAGCCCGCAGCACCACCAGCCUCCACCAUGUGGGAAACUGGGUCUAGUUAAAGUCCGAUUGUGUGUGGUUAAACCGCUUUAAAGGGCCCGUUACUGUGGCAACUGCAGACGGGCAACUCAAAUGCUCCUGAUCAAAACAUGUAGAAGCAAAAGAUCAACAGUCCGAAUGUUCGGCAGAACCAGAACCGGGCCACAACAGAACCUUUGAGUUUCCACAGGAGAUCAUAAAAAAGUAGAUUUUGAUUCAGACAAAUUGAAAAUAUUUAAUCCAUAAACAGCAUAAAUAUAUUUAUUACAUGUAUUUAAUGUUAUUAAUCUGGAUCAUUGAAACUAUAAAUGACAUUUUGAAUUCAAGAGGAUAAAACUCCAGCAGUGAAAAUAAAAAAUAUUUUCCUUUUUUUCUUUGUUUUUAUGGCUUCAAUGUUUUGACUUGUUUUGUCCAAAAUGUCCCGAUCCGACCCAGACUGACCCAAUCCGACCCGGUGUAGAACUUUAAUGUCUGGCUGAUGUCUGGAUCUCUUACCUUUCAGCCUCACUGGUUCUGAUGCAGCAGGUCCGGUUUUGAUGGGUGUCCAAUGUGCGGCGCGGGGGCCAUUUUGUGGACAGAUUGGUCACAAGUGAAGGCUUUUAUUUUGAAAUUGAAAUGUUUCUGUGCUGAUAAAUCACUGCGGCUCAAUCUGCUGCUAGUUUCAUCAACUUAAAUAAAAAAACAA